Macrobrachium nipponense is the source of this 2029-nucleotide messenger RNA. Its product is annotated as zinc finger protein 501-like. Bases 640 to 1911 code for a protein of 423 amino acids. Lineage: Eukaryota; Metazoa; Arthropoda; Malacostraca; Decapoda; Palaemonidae. Gene Ontology annotation, biological process: regulation of transcription by RNA polymerase II. Gene Ontology annotation, molecular function: DNA-binding transcription factor activity, RNA polymerase II-specific; RNA polymerase II cis-regulatory region sequence-specific DNA binding. The record is from RefSeq and is a predicted model, not a curated record. The transcript is spliced from 2 exons. Gene Ontology annotation, cellular component: chromatin; transcription regulator complex; PcG protein complex.
UGAGCCCAGAAAUAUAAUUUACUUUAGAAAAUUGUGAUUUUGCUACAUAAGCUUUAUCUUUCAGUCCAGUCUUUUACAAUCAGCCAUUAGCUUAGCAUUAAAUAUUAUCAGUAGAUUUAUGCAGUAACCACUUUAAUUUGUGUAUAGAGCCAAGGGGCUUGUGGAUUUCUGCAAAAUGACAGGAGGCUGAUGAGUUAAUCAAGUAUAAUCACAUAAAAUAAAUAAAAUAUUAAAUAAUUACAAAUUAAUUUUUCCACAUAAAUAAAUGAAUUUACCUUAACAGCCUGAGUGAGGCUUGAACUGGGGACUUCUGGAGAUUUGUUUACUCUGGUCUCUUAAUACAUGUUAUAUUGAUUGUUAUUGAGAAAAACAAAAGGCAUGUAAACUAAUCUGUCUAAUACACAUGUUGUAUAUUGGUAAUGAUCAGUUUUUUUACCUUACAGAUAAUUUGUGAUGCCCCAAUUGAAGACUUGGUUAGAGAGCUUAGAAAAGUGACAUUGAAGUAAUCAUCAGAAAGGAAGUUUAUUUCUUGGUCUUGUUGGAGAGCCUUCUUAGACAUUUACUAGUACUAUUCCAAACAGGAAAAUAUCAUCAGCUCCUAACUAGGAUUGAGUAUUGUACAUAGAACAUCCUGUGAAAAUGGCAGCGGAAAAAACAUUGUCAUUGGUGUUAAUCAAAGAAGAGGAGGAGGGUCUUAUUGAAAACACAGGUGAAGGCUCUUCGUUUACAGACCCCUUAGAAAUAAAAGCAGAACCAGAAUUUAUAUACAGUAGUGAAUUUGACAUGAACUGUUCAUCCCAAUCCAUUAAGAACGAGGACGACAGCUCUCCAAGCUGUGAUGAUGAAAGCAGAAAGAUCUGUAUUGCAGAAGAAAAUAGACAUUUGGGUAGAAGCAGCACGGCAGGGAAGCAAAUAACUUGUAAUGAAUGCCAAAAGACAUUUUCACAGAUGCACCAAUUGAAAUCCCACAUGAGAACUCAUACAGGAGAGAAACCAUAUACUUGCUCUAUAUGCCAAAAAAGUUUUUCUUAUCAAAGUCAUCUCAAAAGACACAUGAGAACCCAUACAGGAGAGAAACCUUAUACUUGCUCUGUAUGUCAAAGAAGUUUUUAUGAGUCAGGUGCUCUCACAAAACACAUGAGAACUCAUAGAUUAGAGAAACCAUAUACUUGCUCUGUAUGCCAAAGAAGUUUUUAUGAAUCAGGUGCUCUCAUAAAACACAUGAGAACUCAUAUGGGAGAGAAACCAUAUACUUGCUCUAUAUGUCAAAAAAGUUUUCCUCAAUCAGCUAAACUCAAAUAUCACAUGAGAACUCAUACGGGAGAGAAACCAUAUACUUGCUCUACAUGUCAAAGGAGUUUUUCUCAAUCAGCUAAUCUCAAAUAUCACAUGAGAACUCAUACAGGACAGAAACCAUAUAUUUGCUCUAUAUGUCAAAGAAGUUUUUCUCAAUCAAGUGAUCUCACAAAACACACAAGAACUCAUACAGGAGAGAAACCAUAUGCUUGCUCUAUAUGUCAAAGAAGUUUUUCUCAAUCAAAUGGUCUUAUAAAACACACAAGAAUUCAUACAGGAGAAAAACCAUAUACUUGCUCUUUAUGUCAAAGAGGUUUUUUUCAAUCAAGUGCUCUCACAGAACACAUGAGCACUCAUACAGAAGAGAAACCAUAUACUUGCUCUAUAUGUCAAAAAAGUUUUUCUCUUCAAAGUUAUCUCAAAAAACACAUGAGAACUCAUACAGGAGAGAAACCCCAUACUUGCUCUGUAUGUCAAAGAAGUUUUUAUGAAUCAGUUUCUCUCACAAAUCACAUGAGAACUCAUACAGGAGAGAAACCAUAUACUUGCUCUGUAUGUCAAAGAAGUUUCUCUCUUCAAGGUAAUCUCAAAGUACACAUGAGGACUCAUACAUGAGAGCCCCAGGGUGGGGCGGGCCCAUUGCACCGCUGAUAUAUGCAAAUUGAAAAUUAAGAGUAACAUAAGCCAGAGAGAUAUAAAGGUGCAACCAUAGACUGCAGGCUGGGCCCCAUUG